Wasmannia auropunctata (little fire ant) is the source of this 1757-nucleotide messenger RNA. RefSeq names its product acetyl-CoA hydrolase-like. Gene Ontology annotation, biological process: acetate metabolic process. Lineage: Eukaryota; Metazoa; Arthropoda; Insecta; Hymenoptera; Formicidae. Gene Ontology annotation, molecular function: acetate CoA-transferase activity. Bases 207 to 1625 code for a protein of 472 amino acids. Gene Ontology annotation, cellular component: mitochondrion. The record is from RefSeq and is a predicted model, not a curated record. The transcript is spliced from 6 exons.
GUCCGCGAAUUGUGAACGCUGUCGAAAAAUCGAACGCCGUCAAUUCAGAUGUUCAAAUAGCGAUUUGUAGAAUGGAAAUGGCAACGAAUUCGCUAGACAUAUGCGACUAGCGCGACCUUUCGGAUUAUGUAUCGUAUAAAUUUUCACAAAAACAUUGAAUUGCCGUGUUAUCAACGAGAUCUUGCGGAUUUGGCGAUUUCGAUAAGAUGUUCCGAAACCUGAGAUUGAUGCUUGGAAAAAUUCGGCAAGCGAAACCUUUCCAAUUAUGUGGACAGCGAUAUUUGCAAAACUUGAGGGAACCCUCUCAACCUUUAAAACGAUGCCCAAAAUGGGUGUGUGUGGAAGACGCAGUAAAGAUUAUAAAUUCAGAACACUUGGUUUUCAUACAAGGUGGUGCAGCCACGCCGAUGGAAUUAGUGCGCGCCAUGACCGAGCACGGAGUGUGCAAUAAUUUGCGUGGGGUCAGAUUAGUGCAUAUGAAUCUCGAGGGAGAUACACCGUUCGCCAAUCCGGAAUUUGAGAAGCAUUUCAGGUCCAUCAGUCUGUACGUGGGCGCUAAUCUCAGGGAGGCAGUAAAUGAGGGUCGGGCGGACUACAUCCCCGUAUUCCUGCACGAGGCGCCGAAGUUGUUCUUCGAGAAAAAAAUCGUGCCAGAUAUUGCGUUAAUCCACGUGAGCAUGCCGGAUGCACGUGGAUUCUGCUCGCUCGGCGUGAGCGCGGAUUUCACCCGUGCUGCAAUUUGCACUGCCAAAGUUCUUAUCGCGCAAGUAAACGAGCACAUGCCGAGGACGUUUGGCGACACGAUUAUCCAUUCGAGUCACUUCGAUUGGGCGGUGAGAUUUGACUGUCCACUGCCCUGCAUAGCUUGUCCAACGCCCAACGAACUCGAGCAAGAAAUCGGUAAGAUUAUCGCGCAGCGAUUGAUCGAGGACGGAGCGACGCUACAGCUCGGCAUAGGCUCCAUCCCCGACGCGGUGCUCUGCGUCUUGGGCAAUCACAAAGAUCUGGGCAUACAUUCUGAAAUCAUUUGCGACGCGGUGGUCGACCUGGUCCAUUACGGCAACAUCACGAACAAGUGCAAGACCAGGCACAGAGGACGCAUAGUCAGCUCCUUCGCCAUCGGCACGAAAAAAUUGUACGAUUUUCUGCACAACAAUCCGGCCGUCGAGAUGCUAGCGAUCAAUUACGUGAACGAUCCCCGAAUCAUCUCGAUGCAGCCGAAGAUGACGGCCAUCAACUCUUGCAUCGAGAUGGACCUCACCGGCCAGGUGUGCUCGGACAGUUUGGGUUGUAAGAUAUAUUCCGGUUUCGGCGGCCAGCUGGACUUCAUUCGAGGCGCGGCAAUCAGUCAGGACGGUCGUGGGAAAGCUAUCAUCGCGUUCCCCUCGGUUACCAGUCAAGGGGAGAGUAAGAUACAACCGGUGCUGAAACUCGGGGCCGGAGUAGUGGUAACAAAAGCUCAUGCUCAUUAUAUAGUCACGGAACACGGAGUGGCGAAUCUUUUUGGUAAAACCUUACGACAAAGGGCGAAUGCACUGAUCCAAAUUGCACAUCCUGAUCACAGAGAAUGCCUCGAAAAGGCCGCAUUCGAGCGCUUGAAAUCUAAUCCGACGAAAUAUCUAUAACACUUGUGAUAUGUAAAUGUAAGUCGUGGUAAUGGUCCAAGUCCUAUUCUGGUAGUAAAUUUUGAUAAGAAUAUUGAUAAGAAUAUACUGCAUUGGAAAACUAAUAAAUUUUAUAUUUUGUUGAUAAAUAUA